UAUCAAAGGUUUACAGGGAUUCAAAACCCCUUUUAGUCUGUUCAUCUUUGCACAAAUUGAGCGAACUCACAUUUCUUCAUUUACUGAAUUUGUCUCUUCACCCAGACAUGUAAAAUAUUUUUCGUGAUAAUAUUAUAAUUGUUCAAGGAUUGAAUGAUCUAUGUAUUUACUCUCUGCGUCACCUUAAUAUUGGAGAUUUAACAAAGAGUUUCUGUUCCUGGCCAAUUGUCUGUCGACUGUUAUCCAUUAAUGUAAUGACUAACAAUGAUAUAUUAAAAUACUUCAGGUUCUAAAGCUUCAACGUUGUUACAACCAAUCUCCAGGAGAGAAACACAGCAAAUAAAUAGAUAGAUAGAUAGAUAGAUAGAUAGAUAGAUAGAUAGAUAGAUAGAUAGAUAGAUACAUGUAUUUUAUUCAUCCCAAAUUGGGAAAUUCAGAAUUUUAUAAUUUUCACUUUUUUUGCAUUUUACCCCGACAUAUUCAUUUCUUAUUUUCACACAGAACAAUUACCUUGCUUCGCUGCAUAUGCCCCGUAGUGUGGUCACAUAUCGCACAUCACUUGUACUCUAGACAUCCAGUAUAGCUUUUUGUAUUGCACCUUUACAUCCCUUACUGUUUCACACUUACUGUACUCCAUUAUUGAUUUCUGCUAUCAGCAUUCUUUACUCUAUAUUUGUUUACUCUAUAUGUAUCUAUGUGCAGUAUUUGUCAACAAUUAUAUUUUCCAUGCGUUUAUUCUGAUGUAUUAGUAUUGUUAUUAUUUAUAUGAAUAAUAAUAAUAUUAAUAUUGUUAUCAUUAUUAAAGGUACACAGGAGGACAAGUAUAUAUUCGUUAAUACUGUUUAAAACAUUAAAGUGCAUUUUAACCAGUUGUUCUAUGUUUGUGUAUAAAUACUGAAUGUAGGAUGAAAUAAAGUGUUUGCAUUCAUUAUUAUUAUCAUUAUAAAACAAAAGCCCAUAGCAUUUUUCAAAAGCAGAGCAGCGAGAAAAAAUACUACAAGACAAAAGCAAUAGUUAAAUAAAACGAAAAAAAAGAGUCAUUGGCAUGAAAUAUAAAAAGCGCACAAAUAAAAAAAAGAACUUACAAUAACAGACGAGCAUUGAAAGGGCUACUAUAGGCCGCUGCCCCUUCAGACAGAGACAGAGAGAGAGAGAGAGAGUGUGUGUGUGUGUGUGUGUGUGUGUCUGUGUGUGUGUGCGCGAUAAAAGUCCUAUUUUAUUAUUUUUUAUUUAUUCUGUAUUCAAUAAUAAAUAUUUGUUCUAAAAUUUUUACAUUUGAUAAAUUAUCACAACUGAGAGCGCGAAGGUUUUUUCUUUCUCUUCUUCUUUUAUGGAUUUUGUUGGUUAUUUAAAGUCUCUUGAGUGUAAUCAUUUUCUGCCAUUCAUGCCAUUAAAAUAAUCCGUAAUAAUAACAAUAACAAUAAUAAUAAAAUAGUAAUUUUAUUAUUAGUCAAUAAUAAUAUUAGUUAAUAAUUAGUAUUUUAAUAAUGAUGUCGCUCAGCUGUCACGUGCAUUGCUCCUCAUCUUUUCUCCAGACUCUUGAAAGGGAAAUUCGUUUCAUUCAGCUCAAAAAACACUUCUUUCAUCGCCGAUGGAUGAAGGUGCUGUCGGUUUUUACACUCUCAGCCUCACUCAUUUGUCCUUAGGAAUUCGCGUUUCUGCCUGCUGAGAUUUUCAGUUUCUUCUCUGUGCAUAAAUGAGCCGUAUCCAAACAAAAUGAAAAGAAGAGAAAAACAAGGCGCAUAUCUUCUUCCCCUCUCAUGUCGGUUAAUAAUCAAAUAUUUCAUCUGUCUAACUACAUGAGUCUUUACUGUCACUGGUGGGUUUGUCAUCUCAAAGUUUCCCCUCAGCCCACCCAAGCUGAGAUCGAUGACUUAAAAUCCAUUUCCUGCUCAGUGUCUCUCCUCGUUUUCUGUCUUAAGUUCAGCCACACGACAGCUCUGUGUCUUCUCUGAACCGUGCGUAAAGGCGGGUUCGGGAACCAAAGGCGCGUCUAAAUCUGAUCUAAAACUCUGACAGCUCCUGACCCCGCGGCCGCUGCGUGGUUGGCGUAUUGCGAUUCAAAUAAAAAAAAAAAAAAAAAAUGAUGUCACGCGAAGCCACAAGGAGACCUGGGAUUUACCAAAUACCUUCCAGUUGAGCAGGAGUCCUGCCAAGUAAAGGACAACCUCCUCCUCUUCUCCUCCUCCUCCUCCUCCUCCUCCAGCGGCGACAAGUGUAGAGAAUCGACUGAGGAGAAUUGAACAAAUUAUCUACUUUUCCUCUCCCCUUCCUGGACAUAACGAUCGGCAAGGUCCCGGCUCUCUGCACGCAGCUAUUGAGCGAGCUGCGGCCGCCCUGAUUGUCAUCAAUAAGCUGGGGGAACGGGACCGGUGAUUCGGAGGGGGUUCGCCGGCAGAUGAUGCCCUUUCCAGCGGGCCGGUGAGGAGCAGCCCCAACCCCCGGCUUCCCUGCUUCUUGUUGUUGUUGUUGUUGUCGCGGCGCAGUUGAUGGACGGUCCUCUCCGCCGCCCAGCGGGGAUCCUAGGCUCCCCCCCGGCUUCUGGGAGCCAGUCCACGGGCUCCGACAUGCUCACCUCCGGCGGCAGCAGCAGCAAGCCUCUCGCGUUCUCCAUCGACCGGAUUAUGGCCAGGACGCCCGAGCCCAAGUCGAUACCGCUCCCCAGCUGGUUCCAGUCCGCUCCCGUGGGGAAACCCGACGUCUGCCCGUCCUCGCUGCAUUGUAUGAUACCGCUGGUGCCGCUCGGGUACGAGCCGGGCCACAGGCUCAGCAUCGCCGGGCUGGAUCCGGGCCACUUCGACGCGUCUUCUGUCGCCGCUCCCGCAGACUUUUUGGGCUUUGGGUUGAACUAUAAGAACCAGCAGGAGGACUCCGCUGUGAGUCAAAGCACCGGCCAGUACAAACUCUUCAGACCCCGGGUGGUGAACCAGUCCUCCUUCCCCACAAUGGGCACCGUGUGCUACCUGAACUGCAGCGGGGACAGCGGCGCAUGUCCCCCGCCCAACAGCCUGGUCAACCUUCACCCAAUGGCCUCGUACCUGCUCACCGCCCGGCACAAAGCCUUCAUGGCGGAGAAGAGCAAGCCUGGCCCGCAGCAGGCCGGGGAGCGGUACCCGGUGUCUGGCGUGCAGGCCUUCAAAGAGCUGUCCCAGAGCCAGAUCCAACACUACAUGAAGGAGCGGGACCAGAUUCUCACAGACAAGAUAUUCAAAGACUCCGCGGCCGCGGCGGCCCGGCUAAGCGGAUCCUGUCCCGGCAGCAAACCCAAAGUUUUCACCUGUGAGGUCUGCGGCAAGGUGUUUAACGCGCACUACAACCUGACCCGCCACAUGCCCGUGCACACGGGCGCACGGCCGUUCGUGUGCAAAGUUUGUGGGAAAGGCUUCAGACAGGCGAGCACACUGUGCCGACACAAAAUCAUCCACACUCAGGAAAAACCGCACAAGUGUAACCAGUGCGGGAAAGCCUUCAACCGGAGUUCCACCCUCAACACGCACACGCGCAUCCACGCGGGAUACAAACCCUUCGUGUGUGAGUUUUGCGGGAAAGGGUUUCAUCAGAAAGGAAACUACAAGAACCACAAGCUGACCCACAGCGGUGAGAAGCAGUUCAAGUGUUCCAUCUGCAGCAAGGCGUUCCACCAGGUUUACAACCUCACCUUCCACAUGCACACGCACAACGACAAGAAGCCCUUCACCUGCCCAACCUGCGGAAAGGGCUUCUGCAGGAACUUUGACCUGAAGAAACACAUUAGGAAGUUGCAUGACCCGGCCAGCCCGCAGUCCCCCCCCCAGGUCUGAGAGACACUGACCUUUGACUUUUCAACAGUGACUCUUCUGCACCCUUCAUCCCAACACACCAAAAAAAGAAGGAAAAAAAGAAUUUAAGUUCUGAAAGCGACAAAAGGAUUUUUCACAAGUUAGUUACUCAUGACAUCAUAUUUAUACUUUGUGUGCUUUGCUCCGUCAAGUCAGUGAUUUGUUCCCUGCAGCGACUCAGCUUGUUUCUUUGAAUCAAUAAUUGGUGACCUAAAAUCACUCAGCCGUGUUCUCCAUUGACUUCAUUUAGCCACUCACUUCUCUCCAGUGCAGCCAUGAAAUUCUUCACAUUACAAAUAAUUAAUCAGAAAAAUACUAAUUUGCUCAAUGUUGUGCAUUUGUUCCACCAAAUGAGUAAUUUGUCCCAGUGAUUGCUUGGCUCACUAAAUAGUCCUCUCCAACGCCUUCUCUCUCCUCUCCUGUGCUGCUGUGAAAUUUUUUAAAACAAGAUAUCCUUAAAUUUGACUCCAAAUAUUACAAAUAAUUUCCUCAAUGUUACCAAUUGAGUUUCUUUUGUUCCCUGUAAUAAUUUUCAAACAAGUUAUUACCAUUAAAUGUACCCUUAAAUAUUAGUAGUAGUAAGUUGCCUUGAAUCACUACAUUGUGCUGUCAGAUGACUUAAUUUGGCCCAUUGCUACUAUUACUAACUAUAGAUCAAAAUAUACCAAAAAAAUACAUGUGGCAGAUUUUGAAGACAAAUUUAAAAUAUAUUAAAUUCAAAUGUCUGACUUAAAUGACCUUGAACAGUUGAGUGAUUUGAGGUUGGUUGGUAGGUUGCUGAAUUACAAGAGCUUCUCUUAAAACGUACAAGUGAACAAAUUAUCAUUUAUUUAUUAUAAUAAUGUAUCCCCUGAAACAAAUCUCUGUUGUGACCAUUGCUUAAAAGUUGCUUUAAAGGAGCCACAAUUUCCCAUAAUGCAAUGGAUUUAAGACUUUUGAUUAGAGCUCCCUGCCUGGUAAAUGCCCACAUCGUUCAAACUCCACACUUCCAGUUAGUCACAAUGACUUUAUAAGCUAUGUUUGUAGUCUCUGAGCCUAAGCCGCACGACUGUUUUCACAGGCAGAGGAGUAACAACAGCUACUCUUAUUGUUUUUAUUAUUUUAUAUAAAAAAUAUUUAUUUUUAUUAUUGCUUUAUGAAAUAAGUGAAAUUCACCAUUUUAAAAUAGAUGAACAUUUUUCAUACAGGGUCACUGGCUUAUCACAGACAAAAGUGGAUUCUCAUGAUAGGAAGAAUAAUAAAUAGACUCAUAAAAUCCACUUGGCUAUGCUCUUAGUCAAAAAUUACAAAUUUGAAAUUCAAUUUGAUCCCUAUUUUUUCAAAGUUAUAUCUUUUAAAUCAGUGUAUAUUUUGGUUAGUUUUUUCACUUAAAUGUAAGAAGCCCACCUGAUAACAAACAUUUUAUCCUGAUGCUCCGCCCAAACAUGACCCAGAGGAAACACAUGAGGAAACCCACCUCCUCCACUCUCAGGCCUGUGGACGCCAGACAUGGCCCCUUCACUUGAACUUGAUCCUGCAAAAAAAAAAAAAAGAGAGAGAAAAGGCCACCAGGACACUUCUUAAACUCUCGAGAUCCUGCAACAUAAUUGAACUUCUCUCACUGAUCCCUGACCUCUGACCCCUCUGGCCUGGAUGACCUGGAUGCUCACCAUAAAAAACCUCCUGACUGGCUGCAAUGAUUCCGUCUCUCUCAGCUCUUGUUGGACUGAGGACACUUGACAGAGGAUGAACUGAAUUUUCACUCUAACGUUCUUUGAUUCUUAGUCAAUUAAAACGGUGGCUAAAUCAUAUCAUAUCAUUAGUCAUCAGAUGUUGCUAGUUCUGAUUCGUUUUCUGUUGCAUCUCAGGAUGUGAGACUGAUGAACUCUGAGACCAGAGAUGAAGCAGAAGAGGUAACAGGACACGCGUCAAUUCAUGUUUGAUCUGACUAUUGACACUAUUUUAAACUAAUUUAACUAUUAAAAACACAUCAGUGAGUCACACUGUUGCACUGGAUGACAUGCUCCAUCGUCACCAUGAACACACACACACACACACACACACACACACACACACACACACACACACACACACACACACACACACACUAACACUGUAUUUGUUUUGCCUCGAUCCUGCACACACCCUCCUGCUGCUAGAGAAACUCACCAGAGGCAUAAAUAUGGAUUCAUCCACCAGUGAAAAUAGUCCCUAACUGUUUACUCCUGUUUGAUCAAAACAACAGUGAGCGGCUGUUAUGGGAAAUUAGUCAGCCUUUAGAAAUAAAAUAAAAUCUGAAAGUUCUGGGAGACAAUCAAACAUAUUGUUGCUUCAGCUUUUUGGAUUUUUUCGGCAAUACGAAAAUUAUAGAAUAUCAACAGGCUUGUAGUUGCGCACUGCAUUCAUAAGAGCAGGUAAAAAAAUCUACCUGGUAUUCUCUAGAAGUAUGACAUACUUUAAGAACAGGGUCAAGAUUUACCCGCUUUCUAUUACAGAGCUUUCAAUUCUAUUUCAUUGUCUGUUCAGUCGACAUCAUGUGACCUAAAUAUAAAACAUUGGUCACGGGACAGCAGGUUGGCUCUGUACUGACUGAAGAGUCAUACUGGGCCAACAGUGUAGGAACUGAUGAUGAGUAACUCUGUAAAAGUGCUCUGCUGAAGUACAAAUUGAAGAUACUUACCAUAAUAAUCACUGAAUCAUUAUUACAGUAGGUCAUUUACAAUAUAAAUUAUGAUUUGUCCUCUAUGACUAGAACAGUUGGCAGAAAAUAGACAGACAGAAUCUUCUGACAGGGUCAUGUCAUUCCAUCAGAGAACAGUAAGACUGCAAUCAUUUAUCAAUACGUCUGACCAUCAUUGUCUUUUAAUAAUUCAUUUUCAGUGUAUAAAUUAGAGACAUACAACAUAUCAACAUAUUCCACUUCCUCGCUUUGCCUGAACAACAUCACAUAUAUUCACAUUUGAGAGGCUGAAAAAAGAAGAAGAAGAAGUAAAGUACUCCAAAGAUAAUUGAUCCCAAAUUGUUACCAAGUCAUUAACCUAAUAACAGCUCCAGAAUCCUGUUUUUUCUCUCAGUGUCUGGGGAAAUGAAUGAAAAUGUAUAUAUUGUGGGGUCAUCAGGGGCCCAACAACAAAUGUUUUGGCCUGGGGCCCCUAGAUGUGAACAUGACACAAAACCAAAACAGUUUGCCCAACACAAAUGGACUUCACCUCUGCACCUCUGGUCCUGAAGGCGGAGGACAACGAGCUGGAGAUUCAGGAGUCAGUCAGUCUCCUGUUAAUUUCUAUUUAUACUGUAUCUCAGGAUUAUUGUAAGAGGAAGUGUUUUAUGAUAUUUAUUUUAAUUGUACCACAGUUAUAACUAAAAAGAGAAGCGCUGAACUGAAGUCGAUACAUGAAACAAAAGUUUCUCAUGGUGAAUUUUUUUUUUCGAGGGGAGGGGGGCUACUGUGUGUGAUCAUGUCAAAGUAUAAACAUUAAACAUGACUAACUUUUUUUCGGCA
Messenger RNA from Scophthalmus maximus (turbot), 7299 nucleotides. It is a transcript of the gene fezf1, whose product is annotated as FEZ family zinc finger 1. Gene Ontology annotation, cellular component: nucleus. The transcript is spliced from 4 exons. Lineage: Eukaryota; Metazoa; Chordata; Actinopteri; Pleuronectiformes; Scophthalmidae. The coding region runs from base 2490 to 3800 and encodes 436 amino acids. The record is from RefSeq and is a predicted model, not a curated record.